UCCACAGCAAUGGCUGUGCACAAGGCAGGCAGUCAUCCUGUAAAUAUUUCCGAGCAGAAAAACAUAAGAGCGGAGCGAACAGUCAAUUGUUUUCCCUGCUUAUCUCUCUGGGACAGUAUCCUGCUUUUUUGAAGGCAGGGCUUUUCGGUGACACACAGCUUCCUUCUCAACCUUCUCAACAGUGGUGACUUCACUUCCCAAAUUUAGAGGAAAGAAAAAACUCAAUCCGGUAAAAAAAAGUGUCUCUUCUCUCUCCGCCACAUACCGGGGGCUGGAAUUAAUUCAGGAGCGUGUCAUGUUUGGGAUAUCGUCGGGGUCCGCUGAAAAUUGCGCAAAAUGGACGGAACUAUUAAGGAGGCGCUAUCAGUGGUGAGUGAAGACCAGUCCCUAUUCGAGCCUCCGUACGCUGCUGCUGCCCCUCUCCCCAAGACAGACAUGACUGCAUCUGGCACACAGGACUACGGCCAGACCCACAAAAUCAACCCGCUGCCCCCCCAGCAGGAGUGGAUCAACCAGCCGGUGAGGGUCAACGUCAAGAGAGAAUAUGAGCACAUGAACGGAUCCAGCAGGGAGUCUCCAGUGGACUGCAGUGUGGGUAAAUGCAAUAAGCUCGUAGGGGGGAACGACGCAUCUCAGAUGAACUAUGGAAACUACAUGGAUGAGAAGAAUGCCCCGCCCCCAAACAUGACCACCAAUGAGAGGAGAGUCAUCGUACCUGCAGACCCUUCGUUGUGGUCUCAGGACCAUGUGCGCCAGUGGCUAGAGUGGGCCAUCAAGGAGUACGGCCUGUUAGAGAUCGACACGGCCAUGUUUCAGAACACAGACGGCAAAGAGCUCUGCAAGAUGGGCAAGGACGACUUCCUGCGGCUCACCACCAUGUACAACGCCGAAGUGCUUCUCUCUCAUCUCAAUUACCUCAGGGAAAGUAGCUCAUCAUUAUCCUACAAUACGCCAUCUCACACAGAUCCAUCCCCACGUCUGGCUGCCAAAGAAGACCCUUCAUAUGAUGCCGUACGGCGGACAGGAUGGUCAAACAACAUGCACAGUGGCAAAGGUUCCCCGGUGGUGACUCAGAAUGUGACCAAGUCCACUGAGCAGCCCAGAGCUCAGCCAGAUCCGUACCAGAUCCUGGGCCCAACUAGUAGUCGCCUCGCCAAUCCAGGUUCAGGCCAGAUCCAGCUGUGGCAGUUCCUCCUGGAGCUGCUGUCCGACAGCGCCAACGCCGGCUGCAUCACCUGGGAGGGCACCAACGGCGAGUUCAAGAUGACGGACCCGGACGAGGUGGCGCGGCGCUGGGGCGAGCGCAAGAGCAAGCCCAACAUGAACUACGACAAGCUGAGCCGCGCGCUGCGCUACUACUACGACAAGAACAUCAUGACCAAGGUGCACGGCAAGCGAUACGCCUACAAGUUUGACUUCCACGGCAUCGCCCAGGCGCUGCAGCCGCACCCCACCGAGUCCUCCAUGUACAAGUACCCCUCGGACCUGGCCUACGUGCCCUCCUACCACGCCCACCAGCAGAAGGUCAACUUUGUAUCCCCGCACCCUCCAUCCAUGCCCGUCACCUCCUCCAACUUCUUUGGACCCACCGCUCCGUACUGGAGCUCGCCCACUGCUGGCAUCUACCCCAACCCCAACGUCCCACGCCACCCCAACACCCACGUGCCCUCCCACCUGGGUAGUUACUAUUAAGCCCCCCCACUCCCAUUCUAACCACCCAUUAAAAACCUCCCCUUUCCCUCCAAAAAAGAAUGGCUGAGCUGCACUCCCAAUGACGUCAAACCGAUGAAUAGAGGCAGUUGUCCUCUGAAGAAGUCGUGCUCCUAAAUGAAGGAUGAUAAAAUCGAAGGAGAUUUUUUUAUAUAUAUAUAUUUGUAAGAAUCUAUAAACAACUGGAUGCUACGGUCCAAAAUGGAAUACUACUUACCUUUACCAGACUAAUUUGUUUAUGCUUUUUGGACGUGCGUUUGAGUUUCCUGUGCCUCCUUUUUUCUUUUCCCAACCCUCCAGAAAGCUGCACCUUCAGGUGUCCUUUCCAAAAAAAAAAAAAAAAAACCUCCCCCAAACCAAAGCAGGACAGGAGAACAACUGAAGUCUGUCUCCGUCCACGCCUCGCUACAGAACCAGACAUGGGCCUAUUAUUUAUGGGUCUCAAUCUACAUCCUCCUCAGUACAUUUUGUACAUUACGCUUUAAGCAUCUGCCUUUUUCUGCUUGCCUACAGCCUUGUUGGGGUUUCUUAUUCCCACCACAUCUAGCCUUCUGUUUCCACUGUCUGUCUUGCUGCAUUUUUAUGUGUGUGUGGAGAGUCUUCUGGAAUUCGCUGGACAAGGAGGAGCUCUCAAAGAAGAGAUGGACUUUUCUCAGCACUGAAUGAAAUUUGGCAACUGGAAUAUGCCAUUCACAAUUUUAUUUAUCCUCCAAACUGGAAGGCUAGAGAAGAGUUAAAUGCCGGAGAAGGAAGCGCUGUAUGUUUUGCUGACCUGGGUCAACUCAGUUACUAAAAUGCUUUCUGUGUGUUGUGUGCGAGCUUCAAGAUGGCCGACGUGUGCAGUUGACUCGACUGUGCAGAGGAAGCUGAGUCAACAUGUAAUUGAAGUAAUUUGCAACAAUAAUUCAACCCAGGUCAGAUGUUUUUUUUUCAGGGGGCCACACACUAGGCUAGUAAAUGUUUGCCAUGUUGUUGUUGCCUUUCAGCCAUUUCCAGAUGUUUUGUUGCUCGACCAUGUCAGUAUUAAUGUGAAUGUCUUCUGGUUUGUGAAACACACGUAAAAGGGAAACCCUGCAGCAAAAUCAAAAUUUGUCAGAUGUUUUUCCUCCUGUUAAAUGACAAAAAAAAAACUGAAUUGUUAACACCAUUGCUGCAAAUUUCUGAAUCUAAAAUAUGAAGUGCCUUUUCUGCAGAUGUGUUACACAGAACUGGAUGUUUUUUGGAUGUUUUUUUUUUUUUAAUGCAAAGUGCCUUACAGUGUAUCCAGUCUUUCAACAUUACAUAAUAAGGGAACCUGACCCCCACAGAGCCUUAACUGCUGUUUUAAACCAUAUAUUUUCUGUCCUUUAUACACAAAACAGCAUUUCAUCUUAUAAUCGCAAUGUAUAAAAGAAGUGGACGUAACCCAUUAGUUUGGAGACUACUGCUCUGAAAACUUGGGUUUGGCAUUUUGAUUGUUGCCAUCUUGUUUUUUGGAGCCAGAAGUAGUGACCAUAUUUGGGUAAUAAGAGGGUGGUUGCCAGCCUUGUGGGUGAGGUACCACAAUGCAAACACUCAGUCACCAGCUAACACUAGCUAUCUAAAGGGCUGUUUCCACUACCGGGCAAUACCCAGAAUGAGGCGGGUCUCACUUGCCGAAACGGCCAGAAUUAGAAUAUGAGCCGACCGGAGCGGACUUUUGUCGAGACUUUUUUAGUCCCUUUAGAAGAGCAGGGUCUUUUUGCUCGACUGAAAACAGCCUGGUUACUGAUUGGAUAGAACGCUAAGCAGGAUGUGACGUAGUACUCGACGCCACAACAACACACGGCAUUUGUAAAAGCCGGCGAAGCAGUGUUCCAACUUAGCGACUUUGUUGUUGAAUUUAGCGACUUUUCAGACCCCCUUAGCGACUAUUUUUCAAGAAAGCGACUGGAGACAAAUCCAGAGACUCCUUCCUACUCUGUUAGCGACAGUUAGCUACAUUUAGCUCUGUAGCAGUACAGUGUGUAUGUGCUAACAGGCUAACAGUUAGCUCUGUAGCAGUACAGUGUGUAUGUGCUGCUGCUGCAGGAGGUGUUCACUUAGCGAUCUCUGUUUGUUUACAACAAGCACCAGACACUCUGUGCACAGCUAGUGAUGCCAGUUAAUUCACAAUCACUAUGUUUAUGAUAAGUGGAGACUCUGUGCAUAAUUAGCCAUGCUGCUUUCAGCUGCUGACGUUGUGCACAGUUAGCGACGGUGAAAACCAAACGUCACCUCCAGAGUCUCUAAAUCCCUCUGAGGGCUAACUUGUAAUGGAGACACACAGAGUGAGAGGACUUUAGAGAGGGCGUGGCCUAAGACAUUUGAGAGGGCGUGGCCUGAGACUUUAGAGAGGGCGUGGCCUAAGACAUUUGAGAGGGCGUGGCCUGAGACUUUAGCGGGGGCGUGGCCUGAGACUUUAGAGAGGGCGUGGCCUGAGACUUUCCUGGUGGACACUUUCCCCCUAAAGAAACACGGCUACUCAGUUACCAGCUAUCUAGGUUAGUAAGGUGCAUCUGUAAUUCAUUUUAACAGUGAUAUUAAUUGGGAAGCAAAUUUUGGCUAGCAAAAGGUAAUAUCGCCUACUUAUGGGGGGCCUGAGUCCUUAGAGUGUCUUUUAGAAGAAUCCUAGACUGAAAACAACACUGUGAAAGGGUCAAAGGUCGAAGACAAAAACACAAACAACAGCAAAAAACAACUUAAUGGCUUUUUUAUAAAGUGCCUACCCUGCUUUAUUGUCAAUUUUGCUCCAAAUUAGACCAUAAUAUUCAAAACGAACAUCAUGCUGCACUGAAGAAGACUUGAAAUAGCGAUUGAGACCAUCAUUUUGCCAUUUAUACAAUUGGAUUUCUUUUUGCAACCAGUGGAGUCGCCCCCUGGUGGCCACUACAAAGAAUGCACAUUGAAGGCAAGGCACCGCCGCAUCGGCUUCACUCUGCAGAUCUGGAAGCUAUGCCCACUUCUUUUAUGCAAUCUUUGCUUAAAAUGUGUAGUAAGAUACAAACAUCCUCGUGUUUCAUCAGAAAUCUGACAAUUUUUGAUUUUGAAGUGCACUCUGUCGCUGCCACAGUGUCUCCUUCCUCUUUGUAGGCCAGUCAGGACCGUUUAGGAGAAGUGGCUCAGUAAGUCAUGUUAAUAGACAGUUAGGUUGCAUAUUACCAGGGCUGGAUCCUAGUCUGAGAGCAGCAUGUGUGUUUGAAUGUUAGUUUCUCACUGAUCUAAAGCCCAGUUAAAAUGCACAUGAAUCUCAAGUCAGGAUUUCAUCAUCAUGUGAUCGUAUCGUGUCAAAACACAUCCAUCUUCAGGUGUUCAAAGUUGUUAAUAGCAAGUUUUUCCUUUAGAGUAACUGAAAAUGGACACUUGAAAAUAAAUAAAUUACUUUGGACUAAGUAGUUUAUCAGAGAACAAAAACCAAUAAAGUAUGACGAGAUGAAACAAAGAAAUCCUCAGAUUCGCAAACGCUGUGCGUUUGUCAGACCUAUUUUUUAUUAUUUUAUAAGCAUCAGUCAACUAGGCAUUAAAGCAACUUACUGUAUAAAUUAUGCAGAGUUAUUUUCAUAUGUGACACAGUAUAAAAAGUCAAGAGAAUUAAUACGAGUUGACCUCGGUCAAAAAUGCAAACCUUUUAAGUCCAUUUCUGCUAAGUAGUUUGUUCAGCAUUUUAAGCGAUUUUAUAUCUGUACAUUUGGGCAAUACAUUUUUAACUUUUUUUGUUUUCUUGUUAUUGUAUUAUUUCUGAAAUUCGGUUGUAACAUCUCAAGUGUCUUUAUGUCCACGAGAGAUUUUUUUUUUUGGAUCCCCAAAGCCACAAAUGCCUGCUUGAAUCAUAAUAAUCCAACAGCCAGGGAUUCCUUUACUCUUUAUGCAACACGUGAUUAUGGUGGAUCUUCUCCACUGUGAAUUACUUUUUAUGCUAAAUAGCCCUGGAGUUGAUAGCUUUUCUUUUUUUUUUUAUUAAAGAAUUUCAGGUAUUUUAUGCAAAACAAUACAAACAGUAUUAAUAUCCACAACCAGCUUCUCCUGAAAGUGUAUAGCUUUAAAAGAACAAAAACAAAAAGGGAACUUGUAAUUUGUAGCAUAAAGAAAUUAUUCUAACGUACCCUUGACUUCCAUGUUUCGCGAGCAUAAUCAACCAAAAGGGAUCUGUGCUACUUCGUAUAUGCAAUGUAUUUUGGAUAUCAAAUAUAAAUAUAUAUAUAUAAAUGUGUAUAUUUUACAAUUAACCAAUGUAUUAUUAUUAUUAUUGUCAUUCCUGCAAUGUAUGAAGUAAUACCUUUUGAAAAAGGGCUUUUGUAUAGGAAAAUGUGACAAAAUAAAUGUUUUUACCUCUCAAGA
Centropristis striata (black sea bass) is the source of this 6045-nucleotide messenger RNA. It is a transcript of the gene fli1, whose product is annotated as Fli-1 proto-oncogene, ETS transcription factor. Gene Ontology annotation, molecular function: DNA-binding transcription factor activity, RNA polymerase II-specific; sequence-specific DNA binding. The transcript is spliced from 9 exons. The record is from RefSeq and is a predicted model, not a curated record. Lineage: Eukaryota; Metazoa; Chordata; Actinopteri; Perciformes; Serranidae. Gene Ontology annotation, biological process: regulation of transcription by RNA polymerase II; cell differentiation. Bases 337 to 1692 code for a protein of 451 amino acids. Gene Ontology annotation, cellular component: nucleus.